UGUGUGAGCGUGAAAAGGCUCAAAUGUAUCCUCUGCAGUAGUCUGUCAAAGAUAGUACUUGCUUCAGAAGGAUGCAUUCUCCUUCAUCAUAAAUAAUUUUAAAAUCACAAAAAGUGAAAAAGGAAAAAAAAUAAAAUGAAAUCUUCCUUCAAGUAACCGGUGAUUCCAUUGACACUGCAGCUCUUAUAGCACUAGUGAUUGCACUCCACCUUUCUUCAGGAGUCAGAGUACAAGUAAAACUUGGAAUAUUAAAUUCUAUAUAACCUUUGUAGCAACUUGGUCAUUUGUAGCUGGAAACAUGAGAAACAAAAUGUGCCUUUUCCUCUUCCUGUUUUUUAUGGAAUGCUAUCUGGUCUGGCAAAAAUAUAUAGCCACGGCAAGGGGAAUUGUGGUGCAACAAAAGUCAGAAGCUGCAAUCCCAGUGACAACAUUGUCACCACCUGAAGGCAACACUACAUUCAUUGAUGGCACAACUUGGUGUGUGGCUCUUGCUGGUGUUUCCCAAGCUGACUUGCAGAAUGCUCUUGAUUGGGCUUGUGGACUUGGAAUGGCAGAUUGCACAGCCAUCCAACAUGGUGGACCAUGUUUUGAACCAGAUACACUAGUUUCCCAUGCAUCCUUUGCUUUCAACAGCUACUAUCAGAUAAAUGGCAAUUCUGAUAUUGCAUGCAAUUUUGGAGGAACUGCUGCUUUGACAAAGCAUAACCCCAGUUAUGGAAAAUGUGUCUAUUCUACAUCUGGAUCUUUAGUUGCUUCUGCCCCACCUUCACUGAGGAAGCAUAACCAAAACCUGGUUUGGUCGAAACUUGCUGCCUUGUUACUGCUUUCAUACUUUUGGAUGUGACUAUGGUCGGCCAAACCGUGGACAAAAGGAAAAGUGAAUUAGAGGAAGGUUAGGGAAUAUUGUACCUUUAUUAGCAUUUUGUAAUUGUGUUUUUGUUGCUAAGGUAUUCUUAGCUUUCAUGUUGGGUCAGGACAAGAAUCUCUAAUUGUGCAAAUAAUCUAUUUUUGCAGUUUAAUUUGUAGUUUUGUAUAUUAUUUGUUUGUUGGUGUUUAA
This is a messenger RNA of Glycine soja, 1057 nucleotides long. Its product is annotated as glucan endo-1,3-beta-glucosidase 13-like. The record is from RefSeq and is a predicted model, not a curated record. The transcript has 4 exons. Lineage: Eukaryota; Viridiplantae; Streptophyta; Magnoliopsida; Fabales; Fabaceae. Bases 299 to 844 code for a protein of 181 amino acids.